AUGUCUCGAGUCAGACAGCGUGGGAUUCUUACAGAACCCAUACGGCCCAGCGUAAGAAGAUUGACUCUCAGAGAAAAUCUCUCGUUUAACGUAGUUCCAAAUGCCUCUGAGUGGAAUGAAUACAAAAAUGAGUACAUCGCCAGGAUUUCCAUUCCGCUGCCAAAGAAUAAAGAAAAUGAACCCGUAAGACCUCAGAAAAGAAUAAGGAAGAAGAAGAAUUUCUCUCCUCCGCCAUCCCAGGAUAACGAAGAAGAGAAGAAUAAGAGAAGAAGCAACAGGUCGAGAAUGGCACCCAAGGUGUUUGAAGAUUUGACUAAUCUUCCGGAAGAAAAGCCUGCUGUCAUAGCCUACAACAAUUCCAAUACCCCCAAGUACUGGGGAAUGUUCUACAAUGUCCAGGUGGGAGACAAAAUACGGAGACAGUGCAAGUUCUGCCCCUUACGGUAUAACGAUCUUAAGGGGUUCAAUCGACAUUACCAGAAUUUCCAUCUAGGAGGCAAAGGCGAUUCCAAUAGGACCGAAUCUACUGGUAAAGUAGCCGCUUCUGAAACGUGA
Scheffersomyces stipitis CBS 6054 is the source of this 555-nucleotide messenger RNA. RefSeq lists its product as uncharacterized. The coding region runs from base 1 to 555 and encodes 184 amino acids. The transcript has 2 exons. The record is from RefSeq and is a predicted model, not a curated record. Lineage: Eukaryota; Fungi; Ascomycota; Pichiomycetes; Serinales; Debaryomycetaceae.